GCGUGCGUAUUCGCAACGUUUAAACCCUUGAUAUCUAUCCGUUUCUGUAAAAGAAUAAGCGGAACGUACCGGCCUCAUGAUGGGUCUGACUUACAUUGGGACGGUACGCAUGUAAGACUGUGUGGCUGCUCAGGCAAGACAGGCCUCCCGAAAGAAGAAACGAGCUUUUCGACGGAAGAGGCCAAAAAAAAAGGCAGCACUACUCAAUCCAACAUGGAGUCACUGAAAAAAUUUUUUGCUAAACUACGGAACACGCUUCCUUCUAAAAAGUCCGUUGUCGUAAAGGAACCGAAGCGUAACAAGCUCACGACGACGAAGAGCCAUUGCCGGCGAAGAGCGGCACUCGCCAUUAAACGACAGACCAUCACUGCUCUAGUCAUUCCAAGUAUUAUGAUCAUUACGGUUGGAGGACUUGUGAUUCCGCUGCACUUCCUCUUCGGCUUGGCCGUCUUUUGCUUUGGUCUAAUACUGUUAUUACCGCUACCGUUGGUGAUAUGGAAAAUGAAAACCUUCCUCGUUGAAGAAGACUGCAUGUGCUGUUGUUGUUGCUCAGCGGUCGCGAGUGUGUCGAGUACAAUCGAUCGCAAGAUAAUGAUGGGCUCUAUGAGCUGCAUUAACGGGAUGGUCGACGUGGGCCCGUCAUACGUCAACUAUGCGUAUGAUGCACAUCUCGACUUCCCUUCAUCGCGGCCGAUGACUCCUGCGUCCUCAUCAUUUUACACAAUCAAUUCGUCCUUGUCAGGCUCAUUGCCGGUUCUCAAUUCCGGAAUCAUCCGUGAGAGCUCCCUCAUCUGAAGGAGUUAGCUCACUAGGUGGAUAGGCCUUAUUUGUCGAUCUGCUGGACCCUCUCAUCACCAGCGUCAAUCAAUUUUAUCACGUGGCCGCAUUAACUCGAGGCGCUCCAUCAACAGCACACCCUCGAUGGCGGAAAUCGACGAUCAUAAAAGAACAUCGAGAUAAAAUCGAAAACCAAUUGAGACUGAGAACGUGGCCGGUGGUGCUGUUUCAUAGCCACAUUUCUGCGGUGUUUGAGGGCUGGACAACAACCUGAUGCAUCGACUACAUUCUAGCAGUCAGUUCCUCAUUUAUACAACCGAAUGAAACUGUCCAUAGGCUUCACGAAAUUAUGGUGAUGCAGGCGAAAAAAAUGUUUAAUGUUUUUGUACAAGAUGGCGAAAUUGUUAGAAACGUAAUACGUUGGAUGCGAUAAUUAAUUGUGAAGGAUUUGAGAUUAUCUUCGGUAGAAGUUAACUGGUAAGAAUUAAACUACGCGAUUUGGGUCCAACUAUUGAAGAUUUAAGGAAUCUACAUGGACAUUCAGUCCCUGAAGGAUAUCUGGUUUACAGAUAAAGCUUCUUUUAGACAGAUGCCAGCCCUGGGAACUCCGACGGCCAAUAGUAGAUCACACGAGAACGACACACCUAAAGAACCUUGUCCCGGGUAUAUUUUUCGAAGGAAACAAUGUUCAGUCAUCAAUGAAACAAUAAUAUUUUGCCUUCAAUCAAAUACGUUUAGUCAACAAAUAUAUAUAUAUAUAUAUAUAUAUAUAUAUAUCACACACCCUGCCUUUUGUUGAAGUCCAAAAAGUCUAGCCCACAUAUUCCGCAAGAAUAGCAACGAUCUCCACCCUUCAAGUGUCCCAUGAGACCUACAGCUUAUAACAUAAUAAUUCAAUUAGAUUUAGCAGUUUAAUUCAGCUUUUUCAAUUCGAAUUCAAGGCGGCAACGGCCUGCUAUCUGGGAUCAACUUUCCGGUCAGCCUAUUGAGUUGCCCAACUGUAUAUUUCCAAUUAGACAUUUGCCAAACCCGGACAUCAUCGGGCUGUUCUAGGUAAUAAACGAAAGAAAUGUGUUACUAUAGUUGAUUAUUUUUGAAACUGCCCAAGUUGGAAACUAUAUCUUGAUAUCCUGGAUCCCUUUACAUAUGCGUAUGCAGGAAUACAUUGCUAAGGUAAGGAAGCUGGCUUCAUAUACACGAACGCUGGCUUGAAGCCACAGAGUUAGUCUGACACAGUUUUGUGGGGGUUCCAUAAGCGUUUCUUGAUCCGGAGCGAUCUACUGGAUUCUCCGGAGCCAGAAAAACGUUGCGAAUUUGACCGCCAAUUGCAGUGGUAGCAUUUCUUAACGAGCAAUCCUUGAAAAUAUCUAUCGUGCCUCCUGUUUGCUUUGGGCAAUAUAUAAUAUUAGGUAACUUUAUUUUUCUUUCUAACUUUUCCAGUUCUUGUUCCUAUAGUGAAAUAAUUUUUGUGGGCAAGACUUGCAGAUUAAUCUGUCCGGGUUGGCAUCAGGGUUGGCAAAACCAUACCUGCUGGCACCGUACAAAAAAUACCUAAGCUGAACGUUGACCAAUGGUGUACUCCGCUGAUGGUCGCGCUGAUAAAAACGAUGAUGAGGUAUAACUGAAGUGAGAUCGUAUCGCUAUGUAUAUACCGCGUAUUUGAAUGACUGAUAUUGAUUCCUCGGCGAGCUUCAAAUAAAACGUGACGCGUUCGAACCGACGGCCGUAAGCGAUAAUGACUCGAGGCUCGAGCGAAAACA
This is a messenger RNA of Varroa destructor (honeybee mite), 2537 nucleotides long. RefSeq lists its product as uncharacterized. Lineage: Eukaryota; Metazoa; Arthropoda; Arachnida; Mesostigmata; Varroidae. The record is from RefSeq and is a predicted model, not a curated record.